CUCACUCUGGCUCCGCGCACACUUUUUACGGUUCUCUGCGUUAGUUUAUUGAUCCGCACCCACCUACCCAAGUUGUUCACUUUGAGUGCUUUUAAAAUGUCCCAGAGUUUUGUGCCAGUGCCGGCGGGAAGUGAUUUUCCCCUGGAAAAUCUGCCCUAUGCUGUCUUCUCAACUGAAAACAAUAAAGUUCACCGUCUUUGUGUGGCCAUUGGUGAGCAUGUCCUGGACCUGAAAGCAGUCGCGCAGCUGUACCCUUUCCAAGUUCAGAAAAGUCUGCAGGCGGAAACUUUGAAUGAGCUUAUGGGAUUGGACUUUGAAGCUUGGGAUGUGGUGAGGACACAGACUCAGAAGCUUUUGGUCCAGGGUUCCGAAUUGGAUCAGAAUGUGGACUUGAAGGCGGUUGCCAUUGUACCUCAGACGGAGAUUAAACUGCAUUUGCCUGCUCAGAUUGGUGACUAUACCGACUUUUACUCAUCCAUCCAUCAUGCCACCAAUGUGGGCAUCAUGUUCCGAGGACCGGACAAUGCCCUCAUGCCCAACUGGCGUCAUCUGCCGGUGGGUUAUCAUGGUCGUGCUAGCUCCGUGGUGGUCUCCGGAACUCCCAUCCGUCGUCCACUGGGACAAACUCUGCCCGAGGGAGCGGAGAAGCCAGUCUUUGGAGCCUGCAGACUGCUGGACUUUGAGUUGGAGAUGGCCUUCUUUAUCGGAGGUAAAGGCAAUCAGUUGGGAGAACCCAUUCGCGUCGAUGAGGCCUGGAAGAAUGUUUUUGGAUUUACAUUGAUGAACGAUUGGAGUGCCAGGGACAUCCAGAAGUGGGAGUAUGUUCCGUUGGGUCCAUUCACAGCCAAGAAUCUGGGAACCACCAUCUCUCCCUGGGUGGUGCCUACAGCUGCCCUGAAACCUUUCCUACUGGACAACUUCCCCCAGGAUCCCGAGGUUCUGCCCUAUCUGCGCCAGAGCAUUCCAUUCAACUUUGAUAUCAACCUGGAGGUUUCUUUGAAGCCUUCCGACCAGAACGAAUCGCUCAUCUCGAAGUCCAACUUCAAGCAUCUUUACUGGACGCCACUGCAGCAAAUCGCUCAUCAUACGGUCACCGGUUGCAAUCUGCGUCCAGGUGAUCUGAUGGCAUCGGGAACAAUCUCCGGCGAGACUCCAGACUCUUAUGGAUCACUUCUAGAGCUCUGCUGGAAGGGCACCAAGACUGUGGAGCUUCCGGGUGGCAAGACGAGGAAGUUCCUCCAGGACUUCGACGAGGUCAUCAUCCGGGGUCAUUGCGAGAAGAACGGACUGCGAAUUGGAUUUGGGGAGUGCGUUGGACAAGUGAUACCCGCCCAUCCUGUGCCGGAGUAGGUUUUUUGUAUAAUGAGUCUCCUUGAAUAAAGAAAUUUUAAAGCA
Messenger RNA from Drosophila elegans, 1395 nucleotides. RefSeq names its product fumarylacetoacetase (gene Faa). Gene Ontology annotation, biological process: homogentisate catabolic process; L-phenylalanine catabolic process; L-tyrosine catabolic process. The transcript is spliced from 4 exons. Gene Ontology annotation, molecular function: fumarylacetoacetase activity. The record is from RefSeq and is a predicted model, not a curated record. Lineage: Eukaryota; Metazoa; Arthropoda; Insecta; Diptera; Drosophilidae. Bases 97 to 1350 code for a protein of 417 amino acids.